This is a messenger RNA of Cladocopium goreaui, 787 nucleotides long. The record is from the annotation of a GenBank genome assembly. NCBI's taxonomy places the organism in Eukaryota, Dinophyceae, Suessiales, Symbiodiniaceae.
UAGAUGAAAGAUGAUGAAAGCAGCAAUCCUGGUGGGAGACAGGUGUUCUAAACACGGCAGCCAAAACAUGCCAAAGCCAACAGCCCUUCAACGCAAUUGAUGUGGAUCUGGGACCAACACAGGUCGCCAUGACCAUCUACAGCGUGAACUCUCCAAAGUUCCAGGCCUUUCUCAAAAAGAAGGCCUAUGUCACGAGCAAGGCGCAAGACACUGGUUUGGGCUUGAAGAUGCCAGAGACCAUUGAACCUCCAGGUAUGGUUCCCUUGGCAAAGGCUGCCUGGGACGGUGAGCUCACCACCUGUCGUACCUUGCUCUCGGCAGAUCCUUCCGAUCUCAGCGCCCGCGACGCGGCUGGACGCUCCGUCCUGACUCUGGCGGCACUGAAUGGGAGGCGAGAAGUGCUUCAGUUUCUGCUGGAACAGAGAGCCGAUAUCGAGGCCACCGACCGUGGCAGCUUAACAGCGUUGCUGUGGGCCUCCAAGGAGGGCAAGGCUGAUGAGGUGCGAGACCUCCUGGCUGCCAAAGCGAACCUGAACGCUGCGGACGAGGAUGGAAUGACUGCUUUGAAGCUGGCAGCCAUCUUCAAUCGCCUUGAGGUGGCGCGUCUGCUGGUGGAUCGGGGCGCCGACGCCCAAGCAGCCUUGAGCCUGGCGCAGAAGUUCCCGCGCUCCGCGGAGACCGCCAAGUUCCUGAAGUCGGUGAGCUGAUUAGGGUGCGAAAAACGAUUCCGAAGUGCGAGGAAAGUCGACGGACCUGAGUUGUUUUGCCUUGCAAGGGAGUCUUGGGG